Molecule: messenger RNA, 1734 nt
Organism: Lates calcarifer (barramundi perch)
Lineage: Eukaryota; Metazoa; Chordata; Actinopteri; Centropomidae
Exons: 5
Coding region: 266-994 (242 amino acids)
Source: RefSeq, a predicted model, not a curated record
CUCCUGCAGAAACGAAACUCAACGGUUGCGGCCUCGUCAGCGUUUCAGCAGCAAUGAAGAGAAGUGUGAAUAAGCUUCUGUUUAAUGGAAAAUAUUCACUCUUCCGUUUUCUGCUCCAACACAGACGGUGGUGGUCUGCACCCUCUCUACUGUCUCUACUGAGAAAUAAAGUCCCCACACCUCCCUCCCAGUUCAGUCAGUGCAGUUCAGUGAUCAGCUGGAGACAGGUCCCUGCUCAACACCUGGACAAUAUUUCUACUCAGUUAUGGCAGGUUUCAUAUGGAUCCUCGCUCUUCUCAGUGUUGCAGGAUGUCACCAGUCUUCAGCCUCACCUGUCCUCCGCUCUCCCUGGAUGGUGCAGGUGGGGCAGAACGUCACGCUGACCUGUAACCUGACGUCCAGCAGGGAGAUCACCUGGUACCUGUUUCAUUCAGACCAGCUGCUGCCUCUGCUGACGGUUCAGCAGACUAAAUUUGGACAAGAUAUGGUCAACUUUCACUCUGCAAACAGCAGCCACAUCAGCACCAGUGGGGAUGUGGAGACGGGUCUGGUCAGUCUGGAGAUCCUGGAGGUGGAGGAGAAGGAUGCCGGGCUGUACUUCUGCUCAGGGCGGUGUGGAGGGGAUGUAUGUGUUAACAGAGGAACUCUUCUAGAUGUGGAUGGAGCUGAUGGUGGGUCAGCCAGAGACAAAAUGAAGCAGCCAUGCUGGAAUCUGGGAAUCUGUGUUCUUCCAGCUUUUCUCGUCCUGGUUUUCACCUUCACCUUUGGAUUCUGCCUGUGCUCAGGUAAAUCAGCUGUCUGCUGCUGUUGUUCAGAGAGAGGAGACUCCAGUCUGAAGUUCACACAGGAGGAGUCUCUGCAUUACUCCAGUCUGAAACAUGCAAACCAGCCCCGCCCCUCUGACCAAGGACGGACACGAUUGGACAAAGAGGACGUGACGUACUCCACAGUGGCCACUCGCAAGAACCUAAACAGAUCACAUGAGCACAGAUAGAGAGGCUCCUUACUGGUUUAGCAUCAGAUUUCAGUGCAGGAUGAGUUUCACCACCACCUGCUGGUGAAAAAGUAAAUUACAUUCUCUCAUUUCUCCAAUGAUCGACAUCAGUUUCAGGUGACUGAGAGGGAAUCAUCAUUUAUCUCAGUUUAAAUGUUCUGCAGUAUGUGUUUUAAACUCUUAAAAUCACGUUAGUGUUGCCUGUGCAGAUUUUAUAAUGAACAUUACUGCCUGCAGGUGGCGCUGUGGUUCAGUGAUUAACACUGUCACCUCACAGCAACAGGACUCUGGGACACGUGUUCUCCUCCGGCCUCCAGAGCUCUGUAAAUUAAAUUAUAGACUUUAAUACAUUUAAAAUACUUGUUUUUUUCUCCUUUUACUGGAAACUGAACUCAGUGUUUUGUAAAGGUCUUGUGUAUAUAAAGACAUUUUAAUGUUGUUUCAUGUUCCUGCUGUAGAAACGUCUUUUUUUCUUUAGUUUCAGUUAUAACCUGACUUUCUUUUGCUUCAUUAAAAUACACACAUACACCACAGAUGAAUGUUAAAUGUUACUGUGACACUGUUACUGCUCAUCACAUGCACAUGGUGACAGUUUGUUUGUAUAUGAUGUUCAUGUAACAUCCACUGUUAUAAGCUCCUCUUGUACUUCACUGUGAGGAGCAUCAGUUAUUGUGUCAGUGUUUAUUCUGCAUAUUAACCUGUCAGUGUCUCUUUCUGUCAAAAAAUGGAUUUUCAUAUCA